AGAUGAAAUAACAAACACAGCCACCAAAAAAAAAUUGAAGCUUUAGCUAGUUGAUGAUGGUGAUGAUAUCUCUUCACCUCUCUACUCCGCCGCUAGCUUUUAUCAAAUCUUCUUCCAAUUCUAGAUUUCCCAAGAACCCUAAUCCUAAUUUUAUCCAAUUCACUCCAAAAUCCCAACUUUUUUCUUGCCGUCGUUUCAAUUUCAACACCGGAGUAACAAAUUUAAACCGUAAAACCUACCGGAGAAGUCUCAGUUGCUAUGGGGUUAAGGAUUCAAGUGAGACGACAAAGUCUGCACCGUCAUUAGACUCCGGUAGCGGCGGUGGAGGAGGAGGUGACGGCGGAGAUGGCGGUGAUGAUGGUGAAGGUGAAGUGGAGGAAAAAAACAGACUUUUUCCGGAAUGGUUGGAUUUUACAUCGGAUGAUGCGAAGACUGUGUUUGUGGCUAUAGCUGUAUCGUUGGCGUUUCGUUAUUUCAUUGCAGAACCAAGAUACAUUCCUUCUUUGUCUAUGUAUCCUACUUUUGAUGUUGGAGACAGAUUAGUUGCAGAGAAGGUGAGUUAUUAUUUUAGGAAGCCUUGUGCAAAUGAUAUUGUGAUCUUCAAAAGUCCACCAGUUCUUCAGGAAGUUGGGUAUACUGAUGCGGAUGUAUUUAUUAAACGGAUUGUUGCGAAAGAAGGUGACCUUGUGGAGGUACAUAAUGGGAAACUGAUGGUUAAUGGUGUUGCUAGGAAUGAAAAAUUCAUCUUAGAGCCUCCUGGAUAUGAAAUGACAGCAGUUAGGGUACCGGAAAAUUCAGUCUUUGUGAUGGGUGACAACCGGAAUAACAGUUAUGAUUCGCACGUGUGGGGUCCUCUACCUUUGAAGAAUAUAAUUGGACGGUCAGUUUUUCGGUAUUGGCCACCAAACAGAGUAAGCGGGACAGUGCUAGAAGGUGGCUGUGCUGUGGAUAAGCAAUAGAGCAUUGGAACGUUUUGAUUCUUUCUUUGAAACACUUGUGCAGAUAAAAACGAAAACAAUGU
This is a messenger RNA of Arabidopsis arenosa, 1021 nucleotides long. The record is from the annotation of a GenBank genome assembly. NCBI's taxonomy places the organism in Eukaryota, Viridiplantae, Streptophyta, Magnoliopsida, Brassicales, Brassicaceae.